UAACAAUAAACAGCACACAAAAAAAUAUAACAUUAGAAUUUUCAACCUAACGCGUUUUCAAUAAGAACUUGUGUUACAUAAUCAUUGAGUCCGUUUCCGAACCGAUUUAAGUAAUCCUAGUAGUGUUUGUUUUGUUUAUCUUUAAAUUACCGGUGGUAGUGAUCAAAAACUAUAUGGAGAUGGUAGUGAAAAUUAUGAAAUAACCAUUUAGAUUUCUUCGUAACUCUGAAAUGAAUAAAACUGUGAGACUGUUUACUGCAAGGAUAAAAUUUUGUACAUUUGUACAAAUAUCCUCAACAUCAAAACCCACUUCUUCCGAAGUUUUAUCCUCAUAUUUGAUGCAAUGCAAUGAACCACCUUGGACCUCUUAUUUCGUAAAGUACAGAAGUGUAAAAGAUGAUCAAUUUGGUAUGUCUAAUUUCAACUGGAAAGUUGGGAAUUCAAAUUACCAAAUAUUGCGCACUGGAUGUUUUCCAUACAUGAAAUAUCAUUGCUCGAAGAGGAUACCCGAAGACUUAGAAUUAUCUGAUAAGUUUAUGAGAGUUAUUAAAAUUGUUAAUUUAGGUAUACCAUGUUUACUUUAUGGUCUUGCAGCAACCCAACUAAUCAAGCAUAAGGAAAUAGUAUACACAAAUAAAGGUCCUGUUACAAUAUAUUUUCUACUACCUGAACAUAAAGGGUCCCAAUACUAAUAAUAAUAGUUGAAUGAAUGGGAUUAUCAGUUGUGCAAUAUAUUUAUUAUUAGAAUAAAGUACUAAGACGUAGUUUGUAUUUUU
Messenger RNA from Achroia grisella, 776 nucleotides. RefSeq lists its product as uncharacterized. NCBI's taxonomy places the organism in Eukaryota, Metazoa, Arthropoda, Insecta, Lepidoptera, Pyralidae. The coding region runs from base 231 to 692 and encodes 153 amino acids. The record is from RefSeq and is a predicted model, not a curated record. The transcript has 3 exons.